This is a messenger RNA of Ooceraea biroi (clonal raider ant), 2383 nucleotides long. Its product is annotated as retinal homeobox protein Rx3. Lineage: Eukaryota; Metazoa; Arthropoda; Insecta; Hymenoptera; Formicidae. Gene Ontology annotation, biological process: regulation of transcription by RNA polymerase II. Gene Ontology annotation, molecular function: RNA polymerase II transcription regulatory region sequence-specific DNA binding; DNA-binding transcription factor activity, RNA polymerase II-specific. The record is from RefSeq and is a predicted model, not a curated record.
UCAGUUGGCAUCUCGCCUCCUCGAGCAAGAUGAUGUCUUGGAGCGCGAUCCCGCGAUCGAAUGUCCCGAUCAGCUCGUUGUAACGUUGUCGUUGUUGCAACAUCUCCGUUUGGAAAGCGUGGACCUUGCGUGUCAUACCUGUGUAACGAAAACUCGGGUAGUGACUCGGGAUAAUUUGUAUAACGUGUAAUAUCUUUUGUUGUUGGCUUGGAAAUGAAUGAGGACUUUUGCCAAGUUUGCCCCAUGAUAAGAACUGAUGCAGCGAAAGCUGCAUAAGUGUGAGAGAAAGUGAAAUAGUUCGAGGAUAUCAGAUACACUGAGAAAAUAUUUUGGCCGAAGUUAGCAGAGGUGAGAUUUUAUCUCAUGAGAUCGAGACGAUGCUCGCGUUACGAAAAGUGCGGUCAUCGGUGUAAAAAUACGGUGGAGAGGAGGUCGUUAAAAAAUUAAGGAUUCCGCAAGAAACAGAAAACCAGACAAUGGAAUCAUAUUGAUUGUCAUGCCGACGUAAGGGGAACGUGCGCCGAAGGAGUGCAACAAGAAAAAUGUUAGGCACGGAUGCGGCGGAGCAAAGCGCGAAUAAUGGUGUGAUAGUCUCGCAACUUGCAAAUUCGCACACACCACAGGACUUCACCGUCUCACGUCUACUAUCCACUCCGACACACUCUUUAGAUUGCAGCGAGACUUCUGCCGCCGCUGGGAACAGAAGACCCAGAAGAAGUAGAACGACCUUCUCAGCGCAACAGUUGGCCGCGUUGGAGAGGGUGUUCGAGAAGACACACUAUCCGGAUGCCUUCGUGCGCGAGGAAUUGGCAACGAGGGUAUCUUUGUCGGAAGCGAGAGUGCAGGUGUGGUUCCAGAACAGGCGGGCAAAGUUCCGGCGGAACGAGCGCAGCUCGGCGAUGAGCCGGGGUGUCUCCGCGAGCAGAGAGAUGGAAGCUGCGCUGCCGUUGCGUCCCAUCAGGGUAUCGCAUCCGCCGCAGCACGAGGAGAGCAACGCGGAAUCAUCACAGAGCGCGGUCACGACCACCCAGGUGACGGCGCAGUAUCCUUACAGCGACUACUGGAGAACGAUGCAGACGCAGCAUUACGCGGUGCAAACCGCCGCGACUGCCGGCUGCCACGGCUUCGCCGCGAACGGCGGCCUGGCGAACGUCGGUCUGCCACCGUAUCAUCAUCAUCAGGCCGACAUCCACCACGGGACACCGCUCGACGGACCCACCGUGAAUAGUCUGAGUGCCUUGAGACUGCGAGCGCAUCCCUACGGCUCGUCGUAUCCCGCGAUGCAUGCAAGUAUGUGAUAUUGUUCGCGGAAAUUGAAUCUUCAGAAUGAGAGUGGAUGUUCCUCCUACUUCUUGAGCAAGUGCAUCGUUUAAGCGAGAUUUUAAAUAUGCUAUGUUUAUUUAAAUAAGACGUGACUUGAGGCCUUCCAUUAUUAAAGGUCUCAAAAAGUUGAGAGAGUGCUUGCAAGUUUAAUUUGUUUUCGGCAAAAUUAUUUUCGACUUAUCGUUCUUUAUUAGCGUAAGAGGAUCGCAAAAAGUUUGAUGUGUACUGUUUCUUCGACCCACUUAUUUUGGAGACUGCAAUAAUGAAUCGGAAAACUUCAAAUAUUUUUAUCUUUUCUAAAAUUGCAUGUUUUUUAAAUAAACGCAUAACUGUUUUAGAACAGUGAUGCUUUACGUGCAAAUUGGAAUUUAUGUUUUUUUUUAGAAACUGUUUUUAUAUAGUGUUACAUAUUUAUGUCCCAAAAAUUCAAUACUGCCUUGUCGUUUGCUUCUUGGCACCAUUUGGAUACCAGUUUUAUUCUGAAGAUGCAAUGUGACACAAAUGUGGUGAACCAUCCAUUUGUAAUAAAUUUUAUAUAAAACUUUCCAUCACAUUUUUUGAAACCAAAGAUUAUACCAACACCUUGAUAGCUCAGAAUUAAGUGCAGAAUAACAAUGCACACACAUUCUACAGAUCGCGUUAAUGCAUAAACGUCCGACUGUGUGCCUUAAUCAACGAUAAGCAUUAACUGAUUAGAUUGGGUUUAAGCUGUAAAUUCUGAACACAGGGUAACAAAUAAGUUAUAGCGCUUCUUUAUCUUGUUGAUAGAAUAAUAUUAAGUUAUGUGCAUUAUAUUAGAACACCAGAUAAUAUUUAAAUAUAGGUCAUACAGAAAAUGUUAUUCUAUACAAAGUUGCGGACUUACACACAUACACACACAUAUAUAUAUAUAGACGGUAUGAAUAUAUGUCGUGCAAUAAAAACGUUGAGAUUGAAGAACAUUCUCAUUUUCUUACUGAUAUAUAUAUGCAAUAAGAAAAGUACAACAUAUAGAUAUAUGUAACAAAUACAUGUAUAUAUGUACACAUAUCGAAAUAUAUUGGCACAAGAUUAGAAUAUA